Molecule: messenger RNA, 2524 nt
Organism: Ceraceosorus bombacis
Lineage: Eukaryota; Fungi; Basidiomycota; Exobasidiomycetes; Ceraceosorales; Ceraceosoraceae
Source: the annotation of a GenBank genome assembly
CGAGUCACGAGUCGCGCGCGGCUGAUGCCCAGGUCGACAUUCAUGUAGGCGCCGUGAUUCCACGCAAAAGGUUGCGAACAUCAUCAUCCACAUCACAUCAUAUAUGCGGCGGCGCCUCACUUACCUGUGGCUGGCCACCUGAAUUCAGACCAAGGCAUUCUCUGCAUGAGCAUUGAGCAAUCAUGCAGGAUACUCACUCAAGAGUCGGGUAGGCAGCAGCGGUGAAGCAAACACAACAGUCAAGAGUCUUUACCACUCAAAAUUCUUGUUGGCGACCGUUCGCAUGGCGUCAAAGUCGAGGUGUACCGAGAUAUACCGCAGGUGCGGUCUUGGCUGCUCAGGAGGCGAUCCACCGCGAUCUGGGUAUGAUUUACAUCAUACGCGCCGAGGCAGAUCAAGUUCGGCGGCGGUCAAGAGUCUGCAGAGUUUGAGUGCGGUCAUCACUGGGGGCACUUCACUAAUCGAGAUUUGUAUUGUCCACAAUCAUUGGACUGCGGGCAAGCGCCCGUGUAUACGUGCCAUUGGUGCCGUCUAGUCUUCAGCGUCUCUUGUCAUAGGCUCUGCGCUGCCUUUGACGUAUGUGACGGCAUACAAGGCCCAAGCGACAGGGCGCGAUGAGUGGCAUUGAAGAGCGAGCAGGACGCAGUCACCAUCACGUCCUAGAUCCCACCUCUCGACAACGCUACCACUGACAGCGGUUAUGGAGGCGACUCUCGUUGUGCCGGAUAUGUCCGCACGAAGAGCAACCAUAUCAAAUCAACCUUGUGACAAUCACGCGCUUCUCAGAAGGCAAAUCAGCGGUCCAAGAUUGGAGUAAGCUUUGCUGACGGCGCUUCCGUGAUCAUUGGAGCUUCCAGCAUACUCUGGUGCAAGCCUUUUGGCUUAAGAGUUAGGCCCUCCGAUGAGCGCAGUUGCUCGUCUACUAUGCCUUGGUCGCAUGGAACCCCACGUAAAGACUGCGCACACGAUACCGUUGCGUGCCUGAACAGCCGCCGAGAACUUGCGACAUAUUCACCGCAAAGUGCUUAUCAACUCGGCUAUCGACUGCGGCCCUCGACGACCAUUCAUACUUCGGGACCUGAUCACACAGCGCGUUUCGAGUUCAAGCCCGACUUCAAUCCCGCGAGCUUUGCGCUAGGAGUGCGAUCCUUGCUCGCGGUGUUCUUCAAGGGAUACGCUGGAUCAUCGCCAUCAAUUUGGACGAAAUAUGCGCGAUUCAACGAAUUCUAGACGCGACACCGAGGAGCUUGUCAAAUAGGCUACACUCGCACUCAGGUCGGCGCGCCUUUUGAUACAGCAAGAGACCUUGGCUCGCCGUUUAAUCAUUGACCGCAAAGUCGCAGCAAAGGCGCAUGAUAGGAUAGCAAAGCCUGUUCUGUCAAGCAAUCGCGAAUAAUGUUAGACUCGCAAGGCCUUCUUGCUGACACAUGGUAAUCGCCUGCGGUCGCUCGGAUGGAGAAGUACGCUGUCGUCGUGAAAAAGUUUGACUUGAAGUACUGGACUGCCGGUGGUGGCGAGCAUAGCACCCUCAGCUUCAGCUGGCAGUUGCCUUCCCUGGGCACCGCGAUAACCCUGACCAUUCACAUCACUACAAAUCAGCGACACUCGAAAUAACGUGCAUGCGGACGUCCCUCCUCACAGGACCCUCUGGCACGCCACAUGAUCUUGGCGUUACUUUCUUGACUGUCGAAGAGGUGGCGACGGUGCGCGAGCCGUGAGCGGAGAUUCUUCCCGCUCAGUCACCCGCCAGACUGCAUCACUCAACAACCGCGUCAUUGGCAUCGCGUCGACAACCGCGUCAUUGGCACCGCGUCGGGUGUAUCCGAUUGCAGGCCUUUGCCAUGUUUGUACUUGGUGAAAGCGAGCGUCGAUGUUGCCUCUUUUACCUUGCCGAUCAUGUACGGCGCGUGCACUCAGACUUUGCACUUCGAUCGUCAGCAAGGUGACACAAUCCGCCGUCACGACAGGUGCUUGCCACCCAUGUGGCGCUCUCAAGACGAAUGCUAGCGCGUCAGCCUUUCAAGCGUCCUCCCAAUGACUACCAGAUGUUGCCUGCCUCCUCGCCACCGAAGAGCCGUUUUGCCUGCACGAAUGUGCAGAAGCGGCCAGGAUUGCAAACUCGGCGUACCUCUUGCGGGUUUCCCACUGCGCCGUGGACGCAGUGCUCUUGCCACCAAUUCGCCACCUUGCGAGAUUAAAGGUAGGAUAGCACUCUAGCGUGUUGUUCAAACCUCUCGUGCGCUCAUAUCUAGCUCGUGCGAAGCGUCCGGAAGGGGCUUCCUUGUUGCUUGCCCCGUUGAGCACUUUCUCAUGUCCAGAAACCCUGCUAGCUACUUCUCACAAUUCAGUCCACUUGCCUCAGCGCGUCUGGAAAACACCUUCGCAUCAGAACUACUUGCUACACGUCUCUCGUUACGCCGCUGCGCGGAAAAGCAGCGAAGCCUCGCCCUGCAUACAAUCGCUUUUUUGAUCAACGUCGGACAUCUCUCGCGCAAGCACUCAGCUGUCGAAUGCGAUAUACGCC